CCGGAGCUGCCCUCCCUGGCCUCCCGCUCUCCAGCCCCGAUCCCGAGGCCGCGCAGCCCCGCUCGGGCGCCCGUCUGCCCCACCCCGCCCCAUGGCUUCUCCGGACGACCCUCUGCGCGCAGAUCAUACGGCAAAGGAGCCGGUGGAAGACACAGACCCUAGCACUUUAUCCUUUAACAUGUCAGACAAAUAUCCCAUUCAAGAUACGGGACUCCCUAAAGCUGAGGAAUGUGAUCCCAUUACGUUGAACUGCCCAACAGAUUCUGAUGUGCAACAUCAGGGAGAAGAAAAUGGCUUUCCAGACAGUACUGGAGAUCCCCUUUCAGAUAUAAGCAAAGGCGAGUCCUGCAAGGAGAACUGUACUUGUCCCGCCUGCUCGCUCCGGGCCCCGACCAUAAGUGACUUACUCAAUGAUCAGGACUUGCUUGACGUCAUCAGGAUAAAGCUGGAUCCAUGUCACCCGACAGUAAAAAACUGGAGGAAUUUUGCCAGCAAAUGGGGCAUGCCCUAUGAUGAACUGUGUUUCUUGGAGCAGAGGCCUCAGAGCCCCACCUUGGAGUUCUUGCUGCGGAACAGCCAGAGACCAGUGGGCCAACUGAUGGAGUUGUGCAGAUUCUACCACAGGGCUGACGUGGAGAAGGUCCUGCACAGGAUACAAGGAGGGGAUCCCAGCCUGACCAAUGUCCUGCUGACCGCUGCCUGGCCAGUGCCACAGAAAGUCCCUCCCCUCUCCGUGCUGCUGGGGAACUCCAUCUUUGCACAGUACCCUCCUAACCAUCUCCAUCCUGGCAGACUCGUCACCCUGGCUCAGCACCAGGCUGCAGAGGCUCUGACAGGGUAGAAGCAGUGGGGAGAGCCCAGAGGGAGGGAGACGGGAGGGAAAAGCCCUUUGGCUCCCUUUCCUCAGCUGGCUCCUCCCUCCUCCCCGCCUCUAGGCCUACCCCUGCCCCCCAGACAGAGACCCACAACAACAGGUGAUCCCUGCAGCCCCAUGCCCAGCCAUCAUUCCCAUGGUGGGGAGGGCGGGGAGGUCUCCCUUAUUUCCAGAGAAUUCCUCUGCCUCCAGCUCACAGAGAACAGAGGUGCAAUGGGAAGAAAGAGCAACCCGAGGGAGGAGAGGAUUGGAAUAAUACCACCCCACUACCCUGCCCUCC
This is a messenger RNA of Callorhinus ursinus (northern fur seal), 1154 nucleotides long. NCBI's taxonomy places the organism in Eukaryota, Metazoa, Chordata, Mammalia, Carnivora, Otariidae. The record is from RefSeq and is a predicted model, not a curated record.